AUGCCUCCAGAUGGCACUUCAUUUACGGCCCUAAACCUUCCACCAACAUUCUCCUUGCCUCAAUGUAUGGAAUACUUCACUAUGGCAGCGGGCCCAAAUACCGAUCUAUGGCGCAAACCACCUAACGGCGAUAUAUCAACCGCCCCAAUUGUCUUCACCUCACUCCGCCAUCCAUUCGUCGUGGCCGAAGUGACCGUAAGUGCAGACUGGGAAAUGGAAUGGGAUCAGGGAGGCCUAGUGAUAUUCGCCGGCGCUGCACCGCAAUCUUUCUCCUCGGAUGCCGCACCGGUCCUCGCGACUGCGGACACUCGUCGCGGCAUAGGCACCACCCAAUCACCUUGCAAAUGGGUCAAAGCCGGCAUGGAAUUCUCGUCCGGGACUGUGAAUGCUUCGUCUGUCAGCGCAACAGCAGACGGUGCAGAUUGGUGUCUUUCACCACUACUUCAUUCUCCACAGGGACCUCCACCUAGUUCGCUGCGCAUCAAGUUAGAGCGCGUUGGGCAUGCGCUGUGGAUCUGGUAUCAGGUGCCUUCAAUUUCGCCAUAUGCUUUGUCGCCUGGUGCGGUGGGGAGUACGUGGAAGAAGUUGCGGGAAGUGACAUGGUUCUUUUAUGGGGUUGAGGAUAAGUUCGUGCAUGUUGGGGUUUAUGCUAGCCGGCCAACCAGUAUUGGGCGUGGGCAGACUAUGUGGGAUGCUAUGCAUGGAAUGACGCUGGAUAACUCCUCGUCGUCUGGAGCAGCUGAUGGGUUAGUUGUGGAGUUUGAAGAUCUGGAAAUCUUCUAG
This is a messenger RNA of Penicillium longicatenatum, 783 nucleotides long. RefSeq lists its product as uncharacterized. The record is from RefSeq and is a predicted model, not a curated record. The transcript has a single exon. Bases 1 to 783 code for a protein of 260 amino acids. NCBI's taxonomy places the organism in Eukaryota, Fungi, Ascomycota, Eurotiomycetes, Eurotiales, Aspergillaceae.